AACACUCCCUCCCCUUCCAGUAGUCUCCAAAUAGGGGCACAGACUUUCAGGUUCUCAAACUUUGCUGGAAGAAGUGAAAAGAAGUUUAGGGCAGGCUGAUUAUGUGUGCUCCACUUCUCUGCCUCUGAAUGGCAAAGCAGAGAACAGAGCUGUGAACGUUUUGACCAGACACAUGGCUCUACCUUGUGACAUGCCAGAAGAUUCUGAUGAGCUCAGAGUUUUGCAACAGUGGUGAUUGUGUGGAAAAUCCUGUCCAGUUCCGCACGGCUAAAGAGAGACCUUAUAUUUAUCAUCGUUUUGGUUCUUCCUCUCCAUCACUCACUAAGAUCUGGUCAUUAUGAAGCUGUGCUGGACACUUUUCUCAUGGCUUCUCACACUGCUAGUGAUGCCAGUUUACAGUCAGAGCGGUGAUGAUGGAGAAGUGGGAUCCGGUGACAUUUCUGGGCCUUUGGUCAAUGGCAGUUCCUCAGCCUCAAUCCUCCAUGCGGUCGGUGACGAGCCAGACAAGAACAGGCCGCUUUUUCAGACUCUUCCAGAGACGGAGAGCGGCGACUGUUAUGUCAAUUUCCACACCAGCCAAGUGAUGUCACGGCGGUUACGAGCUUUUAGAGAGGAGGUUUCAUAUCUAAAGGCCAUCCAGCAUGGGAACCAGGCAGUGAUGGAGAAUCUGGUCCAAUUUGUAGGAGCAGAAAUGGGGGAUCAGCGAUACGAAGAGGUGAUCCAAGAGAACAUUGUCGGGAUCAGGGAGGAUCAUGGGAGCUGUGGGAGUGUGGUGACGAAAGCAGCAGAGGAGAUGGAGAAUCAGCUGGAAGGAGACGCUCAGGCCACUCUGGCUGGAAUUCAGAAAAUAAAAGAAGAGUCUCUUGCCUUUGAAGAACUGUUGCGUGCCGCCUCGGACAUCGCUACUCGACUGGAGAGCACAUCACGAGCCCUGCAUGUGGAGAUGAUGGAACAGCUGAAGAAGAACACCAGACAGCGCGCUGAGCUAAAUGAAGCCAUCCGAGCUGGAAAAAUACGAUAAAAGUGUUAAAUGGCAUGUCACAACCUCAUUUAUGCAUAUUGUUUUAAUAGCAAUGCUGUCACAUUAUAGAGUCCCAUACAUGGAUGUUUCUAAAUAAUGCCCAGCAGGCACAGGACAUAAACAUGAUGUCAGAUUGACGUUAUACCCCAAUGUCGUGGGGAUGUUGCAUAUUGUUUGGAAAUGAAAAUCGGGUUGACGUAAAUGUCAGGCUGACUUCAAUGUACAACGUCCAACCUAAAAUCAACAAAAUAUCA
Danio rerio (zebrafish) is the source of this 1275-nucleotide messenger RNA. The record is from RefSeq and is a predicted model, not a curated record. NCBI's taxonomy places the organism in Eukaryota, Metazoa, Chordata, Actinopteri, Cypriniformes, Danionidae.